Chanos chanos (milkfish) is the source of this 2113-nucleotide messenger RNA. It is a transcript of the gene wdr77, whose product is annotated as WD repeat domain 77. Bases 180 to 1166 code for a protein of 328 amino acids. Gene Ontology annotation, cellular component: methylosome. NCBI's taxonomy places the organism in Eukaryota, Metazoa, Chordata, Actinopteri, Gonorynchiformes, Chanidae. Gene Ontology annotation, molecular function: protein binding. The transcript is spliced from 10 exons. The record is from RefSeq and is a predicted model, not a curated record. Gene Ontology annotation, biological process: oocyte axis specification.
AGCCUGAGAAAUCUGUGCCGGUAAAGACCUUACUAUAAUAGUCAAAAAUUGAUGUUUGCCUUUCGGUGUUAUCCCGCCGUUUGAAAAGUAGUUAUCGCAGCCUGUUUCCAGAAAUACACAACAGUUAGCUGUCACAAACUGUUUCCCAAGAGAUAUUUAAAAAUAACUUGUGGAUCUGAAUGAGAAGUGCCAAUAUGAUCAAGGAAAACAGAUGGAAUAUACCUCCCAAUGCACCGGCCUGCAUGGAGAGGCAUCUUGAUUCUGCACAUUACAGAGCUGAUGGUACGUUGCUGUUGGGAGCCUCCAGUCUUACGGGCAGGUGUUGGCUGGGGUCUAUCUGGGUGUACAGUGAACCCAAACUGUCGCCUAGCGAAGGCUUUUGCAAGGCUGGUGUUCAGACAGAGGCUGGUGUCACGGAGGCCAAAUGGGUGUCAGAGAAAGGCAUCCUGGUGGCUUCUGACUCAGGUGCUUUGGAGCUGUGGGAGCUAGCUGAGGACGAACGCUUGCUGAUCAGCAGGUUCAGUCGACACGAGCACGAUCAUGUCGUCUCAAGCAUCAGCCCCACUGCCGAGGGAUGUCACGCUGUCAGCGGAAGCAUGGACUGCAGGAUCAAAGUGUGGGACCUCAGUCAGGAGACUGUUGUUAGCACCUAUCAUGCUCACUCGAUGCCAGUCAACUGUGUGUCAUGCAGCCCCACAGACGACGCUCUCUUCCUCUCUUGCGGCCAGGAUGGGCGACUACUCCUGUGGGAUCGCAGGAAACCCAAACCUGCCACUCGAUUAGAUGUAGUAUCUCCAAGUUGUUGCCCCACUUCAGUAACUUGGCACCCCAGUCAGAGCAGCACUAUUGCAUAUGGUGAUGAGUUGGGACGGGUGAUGCUGAAGGACCUUCAGGUAACAGAGCGCGCUCAGACGAUGAACACUCACAACCGUAGAGUCUCUGGCCUGGCCUUUUCUUCACACAGUGCUCCUAUGUUGGCUUCUAUCAGCGAUGACUGUUCAGUUGCCGUGAUGAAUUCAGAGCUCCGAGAAAUUUUCAGAGAUAAGAGACAUCAGGACUUUGUCCGGGGCUUGUGUUGGGCUCCAGGCAGUUCAGGCAUUCUGACAACUGUGGGGUGGGACCACCAGGUUCUCCACCACAGUGUUGGAGAGCAGCAGUCCACAUAAAACAACAAGUCGUGCAGUACACCACCUGUAGAGUUCAUAUCCUAAAGCAAAAGGAACCUGUUCCCAGUGUAGGGGACCAGAAAGAAGUAUAGCGUUAGAACUGAAUCCUUGUCCUCCUUAGUCUCCCUUUGUUUCUUUUUUCAUUUCAUUUGGAACCUGAAUAAUUUGAAAUGUGCUUGUACUGUCUGUGAUCUCUGUACGUUGCUGGGUACUCGUUAUGACCUGCUUCUCAGAAUCACUCUGAGGUGCUUUUAAAUGAGAGCCAGUUAACCUGAGGCACUAGGAGGACCAGUAUUUUGAUAUGUGCUACAAUGAAAUUCAAACUGUGUGGAUCUGUUAGAGAGUUAGGAUCCAGUUUCUUGACAGUCUCUAAGAAUAUAAAGAAUGUCUCUCUAUUUUUGUUGAAAGAAUUGAACAUUUAGCCCCUGAAAAGUUUGAAGGGCUUGUUUUAGUUUUACCUCUUCAAUGUUCUAGUUAAGUUUCUCUCGACACACCACAUGCGGGGGCGGAUUUAACAUAUCUGGUUACUAAUCAGAUUAAACCACAACCUACUUGCUAUUGUUUCUAUUAUUAUUUGAGAGACUUGCCACAUCACACCACUUUCUGUGAGAUCUGCUGGACCAAACGAUUACUGACUGAGGAUGAGUGGAAUGGGAUUACUGGAACUAUCCUGGGCCAUGGUUAAAUUUGUACUGCCUAUGGAGGUUUUAGUGAUCAUGUCAGUGCACUUAAAUGACCCACUGUAGAACUUAACCUGUAAUUCCUCAGAUUAUUGAAAGUUGGUCAGUAAUUUCAUCAGUGACCUUGCCUCACUCAGUAAUAUGUUGUUGUUUUUUUUUAUCAUGAACAUCUCAGCAGAUGUCCUUUUGAAGUCAGUGCGUCUUCAGAGAGUAAUAAAUGCGUCUUAUGAGAAAUGAGAAAAAACACAGUUCAACCCUGGUGAUCAA